Opisthorchis viverrini is the source of this 4939-nucleotide messenger RNA. RefSeq lists its product as hypothetical. Bases 93 to 3683 code for a protein of 1196 amino acids. The transcript is spliced from 11 exons. The record is from RefSeq and is a predicted model, not a curated record. Lineage: Eukaryota; Metazoa; Platyhelminthes; Trematoda; Opisthorchiida; Opisthorchiidae.
CCGGGUGACGGCUGGCCAGUUUUGGCCAAGUAUUCUUUGUCUCUGUAAUGCUCAUGCGCGUAACCUGGUUGGAAAUUUGCUGGAGCUGACUGAUGUCCCAGGUCAACGGCGCUGGUGUCUCACUCAGUACCAGUAUUACCCCGUGGAAUAGGACUCCAGGCAAACCAGGUACUGGUAGCAGUAAUAUAGGUUCCUUGUCUUCAAACCGCUGGAACAACAGUAAAGUUACACUAAACCUCGCCACAGAAACCACUCUCGACGCAUCUGCAGAAGAACAUACCGAGCAAUCCGUCGUUGGGGGCUCGGAAGCUGGACAGAUGUGGCCACCUCCAAUGUUUGAUGCCGCAAGAGUCACGGAUCCCGCCACCGGUGCAUUCACUACUGGUGUGGAGGCAACAAGUAGCACGAAUCAGUGGUCGAUAUCUGACUUUUCGGGAACAGCAGGCUCCAAUUCCUUACUUGGCGAGCCCGGGAGCACUGCUGCACCCAGUUGCACCGGUUGGUCCCUACAAAAUAGCUCCACAGUUUCUUCCGUACCGCGCGCAAUCACCGGGCAACAAACCCACUCCACCCUUGUCACAGACUCAGACCCUUCUCGUCGGUACUUGAGCGGUUCGCGGACUAAUGCAUGGCCCCUCAAUUCCGAUUCGCCAGAAUUCCCUGGAGAUGAGCGAAAUAACUUACCACUUGCUCUUUCCAAAUUGAGUGUCAGUGGUGCCGUCCCGUCUACCGGAUGCUUUCAACCUAUUCACGAUUUCACUGAUAACCAACUUUUGACUUGCACCUCCAAGCCGGGUGACCUUUCGACCGACCUAACCGACUGCCAGAAAGCAAAAAAGUCCAGUGUUGAUAGCGCGGAAGUUGAAGCAUUGUUUGCCACUGACCCUGAGGAAGCCGUCCGGUCGAUCGUGAACACAACAGAACCCUGGGGUAUCCAUCCAGUUGACCAAAGCACCCCAUGGGAUACUUCGGAACUCAACGAUGUCAGUAAUACAGCUACAUGUGGUUCUCCCUCAGUCGACGUAGCGAAUGCGACUGCCCGUGGAACCAGUGGCAUGUUCGACGGUCAAACAUCAACGGUCCAACAACCGCGUCGUAUCGGCUCAUUGAGCGGGUCCGCAAUGGGUCGUGAUCUUGAGUCCAAUGUCUGGCCCAGUGAACCUCCUAAUGGCACAGGAAUCUGGGAGUCUCAUUAUGAAAACCUUGGUGAACGGACUGCGCGUUGGCAACCGAGUGUUGGCUCUAAUAUCAAUCAAUCGGGCUUUUCUUCUCUCCCGGGAACCCAUGCAGGUUUUGUUGGCCCAAGUGCAUCCAAUCCUCGACCACAGCUACCUCCGGGUUCAGAAAGCGGUUCCAGUUUCCGUGGUUUCGCACGUCCAACUUCAGGUUUAUUUCCCAGUGCAUUAUCCAACCCCUCUGGUAUUGGUGCGAGACCCGUUGCAGGUGCACCACACGCCAUUGGAACACCACUACACAAUGUAUCCCCAUCAACUGGAUCUAACCGCGGAUUCCCGUUAGUCAGCUCCCCCAAUCUUGUCACACCAAAUGGUCCUUGGCCUUUUCCCUCAUCAGCCACACCAGGCGAAAACACAGCUCCUGGUGUGGGUCUUGGUAAUAAGGGGAGAUGGUCAAACACCCACUUCAAUCGCUUGGCUGGGAAGCAACAACAGCAACAACAUACAUUCCCUCAUCUGCUGUCUAAUCCAAACGGAGCAGGAAUGCGCUGGCCUCCACUCGGCAACGUUCCGCAGAUGCCAGGCGGCUGGCCGUUGACUGACCCAAGGCGGCCAAGUCUGAUGCCAGGUGGUUGGUCCACACCUCCUUCGACCGAGACAUCCGGCUAUUUCAAUCCGUCGCAUCCAAUCCUACCUCCCCGUAUGUGCCAACCUGGCUCUGUUGCCAGCGAUUUUCCCACACCCAUCAUCCCACCACCACGCAAUGCCACGGGUGUCGCCAAUCAGCAACCGUUCAGAACUCCCCACAGUGCCUUCUACCCUGCUUUGGGUUCUGGGUUAUCGCCCUCUUCAUCGGCUGCCCAACGCAUGUUUCUCAGCCCGCAGCAACAUUCACAACAGCUUCAACAGCAAAGUGUACUCCGUGCUAAUGCGAUGCGCCAACUCGUAAAUCUGGGGUUUGCUGAUGAAGAAGUCCAGGCCAUCUUUUCUGAUAUUAACACAAAUGUGGAACGUGCCCUGAUGGACCUCCGCGACCGUACAUGUCAUCCGGGGUUGGACGAAAUCAUAAAGUCGUUUACUAACAGUGGACUCAUGCAGAUGGGCAACUUAGAGGAUGCCGUGACUGCAGAGCAACUUUCUAACAGCCGUCCAGUAAAUUUGCGGUCGUCACAGCACCCGAACACAUAUGACCAAUCAUUACCUAAGACGAAUUUAUCUGCUGCUGGUCUUCCUGCAGAAAAUUUGGAGUUAUCGCUACAUGUUUUACAGCAACGAGAAACUCAAAUUUUGCAAACCAUAAUGCAGUUGCAAUCAAAACACCAAGAGCUCAAUGGAAAACUCAAACAACUCCGCACUGCUAACGUUCAGUUUGCCACGAACCCGGUGAUGCAAGAACUGCAAUUGCAGGCGAUUCAAGUGGCUUCUCAGAUUGAGGCACAACAUGCUCAACUAAAACACGUACGCAGCCAAGCUGGAAUGAUCAAGCAAAUCACUGCCUCAACCAAUUUGUCACAUUCACCGUCUCAGCCACUUCCUCAACAGCAGAACACCUUCAACUCGGUGUCCAGCACAGGUGCUUUCAAUAUCCUCUCUUCAGGUGGUUGGCCCUCUACUAAUCCAGCUGCAGUAGGGGGACUACAACGGGCGCCCCAAAUAUUCGAUCAGUUCACCGGAACAGAUCAGCCUUUGGAUGCAGGUGCUAUCCCAGACUCAGGUCUUAAGAUCGGGUCUGGUGCCUUUUUAUGGGAAUCUAGCCCUUGGUCCGGCUCAGCUCCUCGUGCCUCCGUCGAUCCAUAUUCUAAUGCUGUUGAUCGGCGGUGGUCUUCGUCAGCCUAUCCAAAUCGUCCUCCCUAUGGUGCUCUUGGAGAUCCUCGGUGGUCUGACGUUGGAGGUAGUGAUCCGGGUGCAGGUGUUGUUUCCUCCGAUCCACAGCGUCAGUUUGGUGAUUCAAGCGACGAACCAAGUGGGGACGUACGUCAGGCAGCUUCCAAGUCUUGGUUACUCGUCCAUAAUAUCCCACCACAUGUGUCUGUCGGCGUGUUAAAACUAGCUGUUUCUAGUGCCCUGAGCAAACAUAUCAAAGCAACAACUGGCAGUGACAGUAGCAACGGAACACAGCCGGAUUUCGAGCUUCACCCACACAUGGCAGCCCGUUGGGUAUUGCUUGGGUUUUCGACCACAUCUGAGGCGGCAGUAGUGCAAGAUUGUCUGGAAUCUUCUGGUGGGGAACAAAACAGUGCUCACUAUGGCUCAGUCAAACCAAUACCACCUGGAGAAGUACUGCUGCGUUUACAGGAUAUACAGUCCUUAGUGUCCCGCUUCAAAGGCAUCGGAGUGGAUUCCACAACAGCCACGGGGAUGCUUCGUUGUGGCGCGCAAGCAAGUUCAAUGCUUUCCUUCGGUUCCUCAGGUACUGGUGGGAUUGGCAGUGGAGAUGUUGCCGCCGUCGUUCCCACUGGUGUCACUACAGAAUCUACUGACGCCACCGCUCAUACCAACGACACUUGAAUUCCUCCAUAUCUGAGUUCACUAGAAUUAUGCCGCUCAGCCAUCUUUGAUUCACUCUCCGUCCAUCCACACGGCUGUUUUGUACCAUGUCAUACGUGACUUUUUGGGUGAACCACCAGCUUCUCUCAUUCGGUUGACAAUUACCUCACUUAUCGCUUCAUGAUCCGGUCUGUUUUUGGACAUCGUCCCACACAGGCCAUCCUUCCUGUCCCGAUCAACGGUAUAGCACAGUUAACAUAUGAGUUCUAUGUGAUCUGCAUGUUUUAUUUGCAUCGCCAAUGAGUAGAUCGCUAAUCAAUGAGUCCAAAAUGAACUUGUGACAAUUUCGUUUUCUAGCAUCCAAUCCGUGCUACCAUGCUAGUCGCACCAGUUCAUUUCCAGACCCUAAUUAACAAGCACGUUGCACAUUCGAUAAUCGUUAUUUUUCUAUGUGAUCGACCACCAAACCUCCGCCUCUCUCUUUCUAAUUCCCGCUCGUUCUGCUAACCGUACUUGUUUAGUAAUGCUUUCGUACCCUGUUUGCCAAAAGUGUGGAGCAGAUUCGUGCUAUUUUACUCCCACUGUCCCACGGACUUCCAUUGGUCAAAAUCAGGCCAGACCUAGGCUCCUUUGGCGGGCACGUCUCGUGCAACCUCCCGGUUCGUCGGUUAUCUCCAGAGAUCUGGACGCAUUUGAUUAGCGGCAUGAAGCCCUCACCAUUUCCAUCUCGAAACUAUUCGUCCGCGCGUUUUCAGUUAUCCGAACUCUUACAUUUCUAGUUUCCGUUGACUACUCUUGCCCGCCUACCCGAGCCUAUUAAUCUGCUCCAGAAUCGUUUUCGUACAUUUUACACGUUUUGAGUAUCUACUGUUGCUCGUGCCUCCCUUCGCCCAUAUGAAUCCUUCAUAUGAAUUAUAGUCGUCGAUUCACUGUCGCCUUUUCUGUGGGCAAAUUCAUUAUGUAGUACUGUGUCCAGUACUGUGUGAUUAGUUUUCUCUCGGGUUUCUUACAGAUCGUCUACACAUUUACCUCGUACACUCACAUGUCCAGGUCUUACCAUUACUAUUAUUACUACAGGUUGCGCAGCACAUAUGUCUCUUGUUCAUUUUUUCCAGAGUUUGGUUAUUUUCUCUCUCUCUCUCCCGUCUUUAUUCUCGUUUUCUCUGCAUAUCCAUAUCGCGUGCAUGCACCCCCACAGCGAUAUGGUAUUUUGCCUAUUCACCACCGUAUGCGUAUACAUAUAUUUAUACUUUGUUCUCGAUAUUGGUCUGAUCGAU